Capsicum annuum is the source of this 900-nucleotide messenger RNA. RefSeq lists its product as uncharacterized. The transcript has a single exon. The annotation marks the transcript as partial. Lineage: Eukaryota; Viridiplantae; Streptophyta; Magnoliopsida; Solanales; Solanaceae. The record is from RefSeq and is a predicted model, not a curated record.
UUCCAUGGGUUGAUUUUGAAUGGUUGUGUUGAGCACGAGAUUGUUCAAUACGCCUUGCCUCAGUUUCAACUCAUGGCUGAGAGAGUUGGACUCUUCUUUUGGAACAGUCGAACUUAUGGAGAUUCUCGACUCUUCAAGUUAGCACAUCUACUCAUGAAGAUUAUUCCAAUUGAACUGGAGGUGAUGCAAAUAUGUUAUACAAGUUUGAAAGCUUCAACUUCAGCAGAAGUUGGAUGCUUCAUUAAGAAUCUCCUGGAAAUCUCUCCGGACAUUCUUAGAGAGUAUCUGAUUCAUCUACAAGAGCACAUGGUAAAUGUCAUUACAACUCCAGGGGCACGAAACAUUCAUGUCAUGAUAGAGUUCCUUUUAAUUGUUCUUACUGAUAUGCCCAAGGACUUUAUUCAUCAUGACAAAUUAUUUGAUCUUUUGGCACGUGUUGGAGAACUAACCAUGAAAGUAUCAACUCUUAUUCGUGACUUGGAAGAAAAAUCAAGGAAUGAAGAGAGUAUUGAUGAAACAAGUCGUGCAACUCUAGACUUGCUGGAAAAGAUUGAACUCCUCAAGGAAGAUCUCAAACAUGUUUAUUUGAAAGUGCCAGACUCAUGUCAAUGGUGCCUCCCCAUGAGCGAUGGACCUCUCUUCAUGCAUCUGCUGCACAGACACCUAAUGAUUUGCUAGAUUCCAAUGCUUAUUCAAUUGCUUUGAUAAAGGAAGAAAUUGGGCUGGUGAAGGAGGACCUAGAAUUCAUAAGAUCGUUCUUCGGGAAUGUUGAGCAAGGAUUGUAUAAAGAUCUAUGGGCAUGUGUUUUAGAUGUGGCAUAUGAGGCUAAAGAUGUCAUCGAUUCAAUUAUCGUAAGAGAUAAUGGUCUCUUACAUCUAAUUUUCUCACUUCCCAUCUCCA